Messenger RNA from Daucus carota subsp. sativus, 3856 nucleotides. Its product is annotated as protein phosphatase 2C 32. The record is from RefSeq and is a predicted model, not a curated record. The transcript has 4 exons. The coding region runs from base 991 to 3699 and encodes 902 amino acids. NCBI's taxonomy places the organism in Eukaryota, Viridiplantae, Streptophyta, Magnoliopsida, Apiales, Apiaceae. Gene Ontology annotation, biological process: protein dephosphorylation. Gene Ontology annotation, molecular function: protein serine/threonine phosphatase activity.
CAAUCAUUUCUAUUUUACUCCCCCCUCUCACUAAUAUUCUCUGCAAAUAAUAACAAUAAUAUACAUACCCAACAUUAAUUUAUACACAAACAGCUGAUUCAAAGUACCAAACCCAAUCAACCAACCCCAUUUCUCUAUUACACACCUCAUUUUCUACUUUUAUUAUGUACUAGUAAGACUUUCAACUAAAAACAAUGAAUCAUUUUUGUUGGUAAUGUGUUUUUUUUUCUUCUGUUUUUACCCUCCCAAACCAUUUGAAAACCCCAAGAAAGAGAGUUUCUUUAUUUGAUGAACUCAUCAAUCUAGCUUCAUCACUAGCCUACCAAAUCCAUUCUUCAUUUCUCUUUUCUCUUUUUUCCUUCUUGCUUACAUUAAACUAAGGCACAGUCCCCCACAUAUUCAUCUCUCUCUACUAUUUCUCCCACCAUAGCUGUCCACUCACUUCUCCAUUCAUAUUCUUUACUUAGAUUCUCAUCUGGGCUUCUUUCAUUUUUUUAUACACUCCAACUUGUAUCUUGUUUAUUUGCUAUUCAUUCAAUGUUGUUGUGUUUCACCACUCCUUAGGUCAUUUCUUGAUCUGGGUUUUUGAUGAUUUUAGCUGAAUUUGAUACUGUGGUGAUUUGGGGUUUUGUAAAAAUCCUAUCUUUUUUUGUUUGAUCUAAAGAAAUUGAGUUACUGGGGUUUCUUGAUUUGUUAUGUAUUGCAGUCUUGAUGCUUAGUAGAUCUGUUAUUUGAUCUUCAAGCUUGGACACAUCUUUCAUCAGGUCAGAUCAUUAAAUUUUUGGCUUCUCAUUUUGAUUGAUGGUGUUUCAUGAUAUAGUAUUAAUCUUAAUUGGUGCUAAAUUAGUGGGGUUAUGGCAUGUUUUGUUGUACUGUUAUAAGAGAAUGCCACCAUGUCUAGUUAUUUGUGGAUGCUUAUGAUUCUUAGCUAUAGAAAAUCUUCAUUGCCAAGGUUUUUAGAUAUUUAAGAGACUGUAAGAAUAAUUUAGAAUGGGGAAUGGGACUUCGCGUGUCGUGGGAUGCUUCGUGCCAUCCUAUGGGAAAGGUGCUGCUGAGAUGGAUUUCUUGGAGCCCCUAGAUGAAGGGUUAGGUCACUCCUUUUGUUAUGUUAGACCCAUGAUCUUUGAUUCUCCUGCUAUUACGCCGUCUAAUUCUGAGAGGUUUACUAUUGAUUCAAGUACUAUUGAUUCUGAAACAAUGAGUGGGUCAUUCCGUCAUGAUACAAUUGAAGAUAUAUCAGGUUUGCAUAAGCUCAAUAAGAGUUUUUCAGAAACCACAUUUAAAGCUAUAUCUGGGGCUUCUGUUAGUGCUAAUGUUUCUACAGCUCGAACUGGAAACCAGUGUGCAUUGUUCGCUACCGAUGCCCUAGAGCCUGCUGCUUCAUUUGAAAGCACCUCUUCAUUUGCUGCAAUUCCCUUGCAACCUGUGCCACGUUGUUCUGGACCCUUGAGCGGGUUUAUGUCUGGACCCUUGGAAAGAGGUUUUGCCUCAGGUCCACUAGAUCGGGGAGGGGGGUUUAUGUCUGGACCUAUUGAAAAAGGGGCAAUAUCUGGUCCACUGGAGGUAACAGAUAAAUCAAACUUUUCUGCACCACUUACACAUGUCCGUAAAAGGCCUGGCUUCCGCCAUCUAGUGAGGAGUGUGAGUGGUCCUAUGAGAAGCACCCUUUUGCGAACCUUCUCAAGACAUUCUGCAGGGGUUGGUUGGAUGCAACGCUUGUUUCCUCAGCCAGUUAACCAAUUUAUUUGGCAUCCUAAAGAGCCAAGAUUUCAAACAGAAGUGUCCCACAACUUUUCGGAAGAUGGACCACUAGAAGGAGAGUGCAGGGAGACCCGUAACCUGCAGUGGGCUCACGGAAAAGCUGGUGAAGAUAGGGUUCACGUGGUGCUUUCAGAGGAGCAAGGAUGGUUGUUUAUUGGUAUUUAUGAUGGUUUUAGUGGUCCAGAUGCACCGGAAUUUCUUAUGAGCCAUCUUUACAAAUCGAUAGACAAGGAAUUAGAAGGAUUGCUUUGGGAUUAUGAAGAGAAAUCUGUACACAGGGAUGUGCAACUGGAUUUAACCCAAACGAGAAACACCUUGACCGACUCACAAUGCCAACAGAUGGUCGAUACUCAAUCGCACAUCGGGGAUGUACAUUAUGGUAAUUCAGAAAAUUUAAGUACUAUAGGUAUUGCCUUAAACCAGUCUAAUGGUGAUAAAAUUGAGGAAAUAGGUGUUGACCAGCAUUUGAUUAGGUCUGAGGAGCCCAGUCUCUUGGGCACUAAAAUUUGUCCUCUGUCAACUGAAAAGAUUGCUGGUCCGGCAAGGAAAAGCAAACGACUAUAUGAACUACUUCAGAUAGAAGCAAAAGACAAUGAAGUUCAGUUGUCUCAGUCCAGUACUGAGCAGAAAACUCGUUCAAAUUCCAAUUCAGUGCAAAAUGUUACAAAUAUAUGUCCAGAGGGUUUUUUUCGGGAGGAACAGUUAAACUUAAAACGAGGUAGUUGUAACAACCUUGUUGAAGAGCCUUCAACUUCAGAAGUGUAUGUUGGCAAUAGUGUGACAGCGAACACCAAGAUUUUCUUAGAUUCUUCUUCUGUUACUAGACAGGGACGAACUAGAAAGUCAAUUAUCAGCUCCAAAAUUAGACAACUCUACCAAAAUCGAAAAUCAUUGCGAAAAAAACUGUUACGUUGGAAUUAUGAUUGGCAUAGAGAAGAGAGUAGUGCUGAGGAAAGAAUACCAGAACCGGAAACUUUUAGGCCUAUCAGGAGAUGCAAAACUGGUAUUGUUGAUCACGACAAUGUUUUAAGAGCAAUGGCUCGGGCACUCGAAACAACUGAGGAGGCUUACAUGAAAAUGGUGGAAAAAGAUCUUGACAGAACCCCAGAGCUAGCUUUGAUGGGAUCAUGUGUCCUGGUUAUGUUAAUGAAGGAUCAAGAUGUAUAUGUCAUGAACCUAGGCGAUAGCCGUGCAAUUUUGGCUCAAGAAAAACCUCAUGAUCGCCACCAAAGUUCAACAUUUUUAAGAGAUGAUGCCAGGAACCAGAAUAAGUCAAGAGAGUCCCUUGUAAGGAUGGAGCUUGACAGAAUAUCAGAGGAAUCUCCAAUACAUAAUCAGAACAGCCAGGCCAGCGAUUUGAACAAAAACAGGGAAAUAUCUAUUUGCAGAUUAAAGAUGAGAGCGGUACAACUUUCUUCGGAUCACAGCACAAGUGUAGAAGAGGAAAUAUUAAGGAUAAAAUCGGAGCAUGUUGAUGACAACCAAGCUGUUAUAAAUGGUCGAGUGAAAGGACAAUUAAAAGUAACGAGAGCCUUCGGAGCUGGGUUUCUUAAAAAGCCAGGAUGCAAUAAGGCUCUUCUGGAGAUGUUCCAGAUUGAUUACCUGGGAACGGCGCCUUAUAUAAGCUGCAUUCCUUCUGUAUUGCAUCUCCAACUUUCAUCAAAUGAUCGUUUUCUUGUGCUCUCAUCUGAUGGGCUUUAUCAGUACUUCAGCAAUGAAGAGGUUGUAGCCCAUAUCACGUGGUUCAUGGAAAAAGUCCCUGAAGGUGAUCCUGCACAAUAUCUCAUUGCAGAGCUUCUCUUUCGUGCUGCCAAGAAGAAUGGAAUGGACUUUCAUGAGUUGCUUGAUAUUCCAAAUGGAGAUCGCCGCAAGUACCAUGACGAUGUGUCUGUUAUGGUGAUAUCACUUGAGGGGAGGAUAUGGAGAUCAUCUGGAUAAAACUUGUGUUUUCUUUCUAAAUGUAACAUUUUUUUUGCUUGCAGUCUUGAACCUGUACUCGGAACUUAUUUUCCCUUGAUGCUUUUUUGAUGAAGAUGGUACAGAGAAAAGGCAGGUAUACCAAAAUGAAAUGGAUAUACAAGUUCGCAUUGUUUUU